AUGAUAACUUUAGCAACAUCCGCCCCACCAUCAGAUGAAGAGAAAAUUCAACGAGAAUUGCCGCAGGCACAAAACGCUACAAUUCCCCAAACCCGACCAGCAAUAUUGUCAGAAUUUACAGCAGCACUGAAUGACGAAGAGGAGUUUCAACUAGAACUCCAGCAAUCACAACCCCGUUCCAUUGCCUUGUCGUUUCCUGAGGGAGGUCUCAGUGCGUGGCUCGUCGUCUUCUCCGGCUUCUGCCUAAUCGCUGCCACAUUUGGACUCGGCAGCUGCAUCGGGCUCUUCCAGUCCUACUGGCAGUCGCACCAACUGUCAACCUACAGCUCUCGAGAUAUAGGAUGGAUAUCAUCAACCCAAAUCUUCCUAACUCUUUUUCUCGGUGUGCAGAUUGGUCCGCUUUUCGAUAGAUAUGGACCAAGAUGGUUGACGUUCGCAGGCUCUGUCGGGUGUGUUGCUUAUUUGCUGAUUUUGGGUGAAUGCACGAAAUAUUGGCAUUUUUUUCUCUGUUUUGGUGUUUUAGGUGGGAUUAGUUGCGCGAUACUUACAACUGUAGCCCUUUCAGUGGUAUCACAUUGGUUUGAGGCCAGGAGGGGACUGGCCACUGGGGUUGCCUUCAUGGGGACGAGUUUAGGAGGAAUAAUGUUCCCGCUAGCACUGAAUCCAAUCUUGGAGCGCUUGUCCUGGGCUUGGGCAAUGAGGUUGUUAAGUCUAAUUGUGUUUGUGUUUGUGGUGUUUGGAAAUAUUUUCAUUAAAGGUCGCCUACCAACAGGAAAACAAGGAGGCGUCAUCAGCUUGAAAUGCUUUCGGGACUUGAGAUUUGCCUGGGCAACUGUUGGAAUUGCGUGCUUCGAGUUUGUUCUCUACACUGCUAUUGGUCUUCUUCCAACUUUUGCCCUCGAACAGGGCUUCGGUCAUCAGGCGAGCUUUAACGCGAUUGCAGUCUUUAAUGCUGGCUCCGGACUGGGACGCUAUACCGCUGGGCUAGUCGCUGAUUAUUAUGGUCGGUUCAACUGCAUGGCACUGUUUGUUCUAAUCUCCAUAUUUGCAACAUUCGCGCUCUGGUUACCAGUUGGACAUAACGUAGCUCUGUUCUACGUCAUGGUUUCCAUUUUUGGGUUUGGUUCUGGCAGUGUAAUUAGUUUGGCUCCGGUGUGUAUUGGAGACCUUUGCAAAGUGAGCGAGUAUGGUCAGUGGUAUGGCACAAGCUAUAGUGCAGUGGCUUUUGCCACUUUAAUUUCUAUUCCUAUUGCAGCAGAACUGCAGUCAGCUGCAGGAACGACUGCAUACGUUGCUUUCUCAGGCGGAAUUCUGGUCCUGGCACUUCUCUCCAUUUUAAUAGCGAGAUGGGCAUGCCUUGACUAUAAAUGGAUAUGGAAAGCAAAGAUUUAA
Molecule: messenger RNA, 1392 nt
Organism: Pseudogymnoascus verrucosus
Lineage: Eukaryota; Fungi; Ascomycota; Leotiomycetes; Thelebolales; Thelebolaceae
Exons: 4
Coding region: 1-1392 (463 amino acids)
Biological process (GO): transmembrane transport
Cellular component (GO): fungal-type vacuole membrane
Molecular function (GO): transmembrane transporter activity
Source: RefSeq, a predicted model, not a curated record